CUUAUAUCUACCCAUAUAAAUAUACACCUACGCCAUUACCCCCCCUCCCACCUCAUUUUGUUUCCCUCUCCUCUUUCUCGUCGCCACAAUUACCCAGCGGAAAUAAGAACAGUAACGAGAAGAGCAAGAUUAAGGAUAUUGGUUUCCGUAUUUCCUCUGAUUUGAAGAUGAGCCGUUUGGAUUCUUGAUCUUCGGUUUGUGCUUUUAAGAGAAGGCUUCGUUUCGGUUUCGCCUUUUGAGUUUGGGUGUGGAUUUGAAUUUUUGUGUCGGUUACGAAGCUAUUAUUAUAAUAGUAAUGGCGAUACAGGCGCAGUUAUAUUCAGAGAACAUUGGGUUUCAGUCGUGCGGUGGGUCGCCGGAUUUUGCUUGGAUUGACAACGGCUGCGGUGCCGGGGGUGGCGGUGGGUUUAAUCAAGUCUGUUUUGAUCUUCCACAGAAGCCACAACCGUAUCAACAACAAUUACAGCAACAGAUGCAGCAAUUGCAGACCCAGCGGUUGCAUAGAAAUCAACAGAAUCUGCUCUGUGAUGACGGUUUCAUUGUUAGUCCUCUUCAUUUGAAAAACAACACCAGCAAUCAACAACAGUCGGUUGGGUUUUCUCAGACCAUGGCUGCGUAUUUUGAAAAACAGGGGCAGGAAAUCGACCAGUUUAUCAAAUUGCAGAACGAUAGAUUACGGGUUCUAUUGCAAGAACAGAGGAAGCAACAACUUUCAGCGAUUGUAAAGAAAAUCGAGGAAAAUGCAUCUAUUAUGUUCAGAAGAAAAGACGAGGAGAUUGCAAAAGCGGUUAACAAAUCAAUGGAGCUUGAGAAUUUGCUUCACAGACUUGAGAUGGAGAACCAGUCAUGGCAGAGAGUGGCACAAGAGAACGAAGCCAUGAUCGUCUCUCUCAACAGCGCACUGGAGCAAAUGAGAGAGAGAGCUUGUUGCUGCGUCAAUAGAGGAGCGGAAGACGCGGAGUCUUGCUGCGAUUUGAACACGGAAGAAACUGAGCAAAACAGAGGAGUUCCGUGUUUGGAUGGGAAAGAGAAAGUGGUGGAAGAAGAAGACGAAGAUGGAAGUAGGAGGAAGACGACAAUGGUGUGCAGAAGCUGUAAUUCUCGGGAAUCGUGCGUCUUGUUCCUUCCUUGUAGACACCUUUGUUCGUGCAGAAAUUGUGAGGCUUUUCUUGAUUCUUGCCCUGUAUGUAGAACACCCAAGAAGGCUAGCAUUGAAGCCUUGAUUUUUUAGGAAAAAAUUUCCAGGAAAGUGGAGUAAAAACAAAGGAAAAAAAAAAAAAAAGUUAAAAGAAGUUAUUGGAUUUCUUCACCAAAAUGGUUGAUCGACUGUGACCCAUGUGGAUGCUUAGCAUUGUUAUUAAUUAUUUUAUUAAUUUUUGAUUACAAGUGUAUUCUUAUGCGACCAUUUUAAAGCAGAAUCAGACUA
Carica papaya (papaya) is the source of this 1426-nucleotide messenger RNA. RefSeq names its product SBP (S-ribonuclease binding protein) family protein. Gene Ontology annotation, molecular function: ubiquitin-protein transferase activity. The record is from RefSeq and is a predicted model, not a curated record. NCBI's taxonomy places the organism in Eukaryota, Viridiplantae, Streptophyta, Magnoliopsida, Brassicales, Caricaceae.